Molecule: messenger RNA, 3048 nt
Organism: Papilio xuthus (Asian swallowtail)
Lineage: Eukaryota; Metazoa; Arthropoda; Insecta; Lepidoptera; Papilionidae
Gene: Ack
Product: activated Cdc42 kinase
Exons: 10
Coding region: 267-2960 (897 amino acids)
Biological process (GO): protein phosphorylation
Molecular function (GO): protein binding; protein tyrosine kinase activity; ATP binding
Source: RefSeq, a predicted model, not a curated record
ACUAAACAGAUCCCGAAAUGAAGUGAAAUUUAAUUGUUAUUUUGUGUUUCUUUGAAAGUGUAUUAAUUUUCAUUAAAAAUAUUAUAAUUGAUUACGAAUAUAAACAGUAUUUAUGAUUCAGAGAUACUACGUCUUUAAUGAAAAAACCUAAGUGCAGUUACAAUAUUUUUCCCAAGAUAAUUUAAGCUUCCUGCUUGAGAUGUUACCUUCUAGUAGAUUUCUAAUUUAUAUAUUGCAAAGGUAGUGCAAAUUUUAUUACUGUGAAUAUGGAUUCCGGAACAGAAUGGCUAUGUGAAAUUUUACAAAAUGUGCAGCUGGAACAAUUCUAUUUGCCAAUUAGAGAUCAACUGCAGAUUACAAGGUUAGCACAUUUUGAUUAUGUGCAUGCAGAUGAUCUUGAAAAAAUUGGCAUCAGCAAACCAGGUGUACGCAGAUUAUUCGAUGCUGUUAAAAAGAAGAAACUGCAACUUUGGAAUCGAAAAUUUUGGAACAAACUGUUUGGCACAAGUUCAGUUACCAGAGAGAAAACAGAUUUGGCUCUCAGACAACUAGCUCCUACUGAACCACGGAGCACAACAUGCAUUAUACUAGAAAAAGAUAUUGUGUUGCAUAAUGAACUUGGUAAUGGCUCAUUUGGUGUGGUAAAACGCGGCGAAUGGAGAGUAUCAGAUCAGUCAAGUCAGAUGGUGCCAGUCGCAGUAAAAGUGCUCAAAGCUGAUGCUUUCUCACAGCCAGGGAUUUAUGAUGAUUUUAGAAGAGAAGUAGAAGCAAUGCAUAGCUUGAAGCAUCCUAAUUUAAUAAAGUUACAUGGUGUUGUAUUCCAUCCUUUAAUGAUGGUGUGUGAGUUAGCAAAUAUGGGAGCAUUGUUGGAUUAUAUUAGGGCACAAAAUGGCAAAGUCUCAUUAAAUUACAUAUCAAAAUGGUCAGGACAAGUUGCAGCGGGAAUGGCCUAUUUAGAAAAAUCACGAUUUUUACACAGGGAUCUUGCGUGCAGGAAUAUAUUGUUAUCCAGUUUAGAUUUGGUUAAAAUAGGUGACUUUGGCCUUAUGAGGGCAUUGCCUGAUGCUGAUGACUGUUAUGUGAUGAGUGAGAGACGAAGAGUUCCAUUCCCCUGGUGUGCUCCGGAGUCAUUACGGUCAAGACAAUUCUCACAUGCAUCAGAUGUCUGGAUGUUUGCUGUUGCAUUAUGGGAGAUGUAUUCAUUUGGUGAAGAACCAUGGAUGGGUUUAAAUGGUUCAGAGAUCCUCCGUCUCAUAAUGCGGGAAGGUCAACGGUUAUCAUCCCCCGCUGCCUGUCCACCAGAUAUUUAUAUGUUGAUGAUGCAGUGCUGGGACCUCAAUCCUAAAGAACGACCAACUUUUGCUGGCAUACAAAGAUAUAUGGAAACUAAUAAAUUUGAAACUGCUAUCGCAAGCUUAAGUUACCAUAAACAAGGUCAAAUGACCAUAGAAGCUGGGGAUGCGAUCAUAUUGAUUGAUAAGAGGCCGGAGUUGCACUGGUGGAAGGGUCAGAACAUACGGACAUUGGAAGUCGGCCUCUUUCCCAGUACAUUAGUGAGUAUAGCCAAAAGCAAAAAUGUGACAUCAAUUAAGAAGCCGAUAACUAGUUCGCCGAUAAGAAAAGUCCAACCUUCCCCGUCAUCACCAAUAAAUGGUGUUUCUGACGAUUCCGCGGUCGUACUCCGUAAGCGUCGUACUAUAGAAUCGACACAGCCUCCAACUACGCGCGCUGGUAACUCCGGCAGCAAACAUUUUAAUUACAAUAAAUUGGUCAACGACAGAGCAACGCUCGGCGCACAAAGAGUCGCUAGAGACACACGGGAUAACCAUUCCAGGAGUCUUAAUCAAGUUAGAGAAGACUUAUUAAUAGACUUGGAUCUGCCUCCGUCGAUAAAAGUGAAUUCACCAACAAAAAAACCUUUGAAAGACAGCGCUUCGUCGAUUCUGGAUGAACCUAUUGAUGUGCCUGAAAUCGUUCAGGAACCGAAUUGGGGACAACCGAGUAUAGAAAGUCUUCCAUCAUGUUCAACUUCACAGAAUUACCCCAAUUUAUAUGGUGCUAAAUCAUUAGAUAAUAUUAACGUUUCUUCAUCUACCCACAAUGAGCAAAGUUUCGUGGGUCAUUCAGACCCUUUCGAAACUUCUCAAGUGUGGAAUUCAUAUCAAGAUAUACCAAGAUCUAACUACGAUAUACAAUUAAACGAAACGAUACCUAGUAAUAAUGAAUCUCAAAUAUACUCAAAUAACACCCAAAACGAGACACAAGUAUCCAAUAAUUUAUCGAUAUUAAAUAGAAGUAAUUAUUCUAACCAAAAUAAUAUACCAUACGGCACUCUUAAUAAUACUAAUACAUACAGUGGAAGAGAAUCAAAUAAAGAUUUGAUAAAAUCCGUAACACAAAUGUCGCUGGACGACAGAAUAUCUGAAUCGUUAAAUCUCAGAUCGAAGAAUACUAAUACUGACAUUUACUCGAAUACUAACUAUAGCGCACCGUCUACAUCAAAAUAUUCACCAAACAACGAUGUUUAUAAACAAGACUUCACAUACAACUUUGAACCGAAUCUCUCGCAGCAAUACUUUGAAAAAGAUUACUAUACAAAACAGAAUGAAACUACUAAAGAAAAUAAUUACGAAAAGAAUAUUUACGUACCUAAAUAUGAAGAGGAAGGGGAGAAAUUGAAGAAUUUCAGUGAUUCUUUGGAAAAUUCUAAGAAUUAUUCCGCAUUUAAAUAUCAAAAUGCUGAUUUUGAUUUAUACGCGUAUGCAUAUCAUCCGACAACAUCUGGAAUUCAAUACGACGAAGUGGCGGAUAAUGGCAGUAAUAUUUAUAGUGAAAUUGGUGACGGUGAGAGAUAUUCUAAUAGAGUGACGUAUACUAACGCGUGUUUGUAUGACGAAGUGUAUGAGGAACCCCCCAGACCGCACAGGCCCGCGCCCCCCUGCCCAUCAAAACCUAAAUAAAUUACAUUCCUAAGUAAAAAAUCAUUUAAACUUGAUUAUAGACGCUUAAAAAACAUUGACAAUUUUUUUUUUCAAAUCAAUUCAAAGA